Otolemur garnettii (small-eared galago) is the source of this 555-nucleotide messenger RNA. It is a transcript of the gene TMEM132E-DT, whose product is annotated as chromosome unknown C17orf102 homolog. NCBI's taxonomy places the organism in Eukaryota, Metazoa, Chordata, Mammalia, Primates, Galagidae. The record is from RefSeq and is a predicted model, not a curated record.
AUGGCCGAGGCGCGGACGGGAGGGGUCCGAAAGGGCUUCGGGGGCCUGGGAGUGCAAUUCGGGGACACUUUGCGGGGAGGGGGCGUCCCAGACGCCACCGGCUACACCCUUGGAGCCGGUGGGGGCGCAGCUCAGGGCGGGAGAAGCCUCCACCUCCCCCGGCUGCGUUUCUCCAGGGUAGACGCCACCGCAGUCACCGAUGUCCCUUUUCAAAGGAUGCACGCUUCCCAGCGAGCGGCGCCGGAGGUGUUUCGCAGCCACUCUGCCAGAGGUGCGGGUAGGGGGGAUCCUACCCCUACCCACAGGGAGAGUGUGCGUGGGGCUUUGGGGGGCAUCGGUGGGCAUCAUUCUAACUGACUCGCCCAGCUCCUCUCGGGCCGGUACGGGUACUCUUGGGCUCAGCUUGGUGCAGGAUGGGUCCAGAGUUUUCUCUUCCCUUCUGUCUCUGUCCCUCCCUUUCACAGUAGCACAAUUAUCUCCAACAUCACAGGCACUGUAGGACCUACUAAACAAAACAGAACACCAGCCCUUGUCCUCUUUGAACUUGGAUUCUAG